AGAUGACAUGACCCCUCCUCAGUCACAGCACCCUCCUGCCCGGAUUCCUGCCCCUUCCCCUCCUCACCAUGUCCAAAGCAGGCUGAGCCAACUCUAUGGCCCUGUUGGCUUUCGGUUUCUAUGCCUAGAAAUUGUCACGUUAUGGGAAGUUUACUUUCAUUUUCACAUUCCUCGAAGUUCCUGCUCUGCAUUGUUGGUGGGGUUUCCUCCCUUUGUUGACUGGAUUCCUGUGAGGGCAGGGCAGCAGCUAGGGGUAAACCUCAGCGCUCUUCAUGCACAGCUCCGCCUCCUCCUCGGCAGCAGUCACACAAAUGCAGCACACUGGGAUCUCCGAGUGAAGUCCGAUCUGUGCAGGUCUGGGUGCGCUUGGUGUGCCUGACGCUGUGGGACGCCCUUCCCUGGACCCACUCUCCUCGGCUCUGCUAGUGGGAAGGUUCGGAGCUCAACUCAGCCACCAGAGAGCUCUUUUUCUCAAGGGAGCUGUGUCUUUUGCUGCCCACAGCCAUGGGUCAGUCUUCUUCCUCACCUGAUGCAAAGGACCACAGUAUGGCCUCCAGCUUUAACGCAUUUUUCAAAACUUUCAAGAUGGAAAGUAAGAUCAUUUCUGAGGAGACCAUCAAUUCAAUUCAGUCGUUUCUGCAGGAAGGGGACAUACAGAAGACAAUUUCCACGAUCAAUGCUGCUUUGGCAGACAUUGAGAAAGCCCCUCUGAGCAUCGCAGUGACAGGGGAGACCGGGGCAGGAAAGUCCACAUUCAUCAAUGCCCUGCGGGGCAUAGGACACGAAGAGAUUGAAUCAGCUAGGAUUGGCGUAGUGGAGAUCACAAUGAAAAGACAGCCUUAUACCCACCCUAAGUUCCCUAAUGUGACCAUCUGGGAUCUCCCUGGGGUGGGGACAACUACCUUUAAGCCAGAAAAAUACCUGAAGGAUAUGGAGUUCCAGGAGUAUGACUUUUUUGUUAUCGUCUCAGCCACUCGCUUUAGAGAGAAUGAUGCCCAGCUGGCCAAAGCAAUUGCAAAAAUGAAAAAGAAUUUCUAUUUUGUUCGAACAAAAAUUGAUAGUGAUUUGUGGAAUGCGGAAAAAUGUAGACCCAAGACCUUUAAUAAGGAAAAAAUCCUGGAGGAUAUCCGCAAAGACUGUGUGGAGAAGCUCCAGAAGGCCGAUGUAGCCUCCUCUCGAGUCUUCUUAGUCUCCAGCACGGAGGUAGCACAGUUCGAUUUUCCUCGCUUGGAGUCCACCCUUUUGAAAGAGCUGCCGGCACACAAGCGUCACAUCUUCAUGCAGUGCGUGCCUAACAUAACCGAGGCUGCUAUUGAUCGCAGGAAAGAUGUCCUGAAGCAGAAGAUCUGGCUGGAGGCUCUGAAGUCUGGAGCAUUGGCCACCAUCCCUAUGAUGUCUUUCUUCAAGGAGGACAUUGAGGAGCUGGAGAAGACCCUGAACUACUACAGGUCUUGCUUUGGGCUGGAUGACAGGUCACUGGAAAACAUGGCCAGCGAUUUGUCCCUGCCUGUGGAGAAGCUGGUGUCCAGCAUUCAGUCACCGCAUUUGCUGUCAAGUGAGAUGGACGAGCCUGUGGGGGAAAAACUGGUGAAAUACCUGGAGAAAAUUUUUGCUGUCACUGGCGGACUCAUAGCCACUGGCCUUUACUUUAGAAAGAGUUACUACCUCCAAAAUUAUUUCCUUGACAUAGUGACUGAUGAUGCUAAAACUCUACUUAAGAAAAGAGUUUUUUUGGAGGACUGUGGGGAUUCUGAUGAAGGCCAUAAAGACGGGAAAAAUGAGACAGCUGGCCUGUGACUUAGGUGACGUUAGUGUUUUCAGGACACUGGGGACUGGAAAGAUGGCUUAGGGUGUUCCUGAAGCACCCUGGUGCAGGAAAUCACAGCCAGGCCUAACAUCAACUGAAGUCUCCAGGAAGAAGAUAGGGCCCCCCAACAACAACAAAUACACGUGGACAAUAAUAAUAUCACUAAGCUCACCAACAUCUACAGAUCAGCUUUGAACUACAAAGUGCUCAGAGCAAUUUUGAGAAGGCUAGCUGAGAUGAUCCAGUCUCAAAGACUACUUGAAUAAGGACUUGAGAUAAACCCUGAACUUUGGCAUUAUAUACAGACUGGAUAAUGAAGGAUACAGUUACCUUUCCUAGAUUUUGACAAUUAACCUAAAAUUUUUCUUUCAGGAUAAAGAUAACUUCGCCCAUACCCAGCAGGAAGCAAUUUUAAGAACACGACACCCACAUUCCCAAAGAGGUGGUGUGGGGCGGGUGGCUUUUUGGUCUUUUUAAUGGGUUUUGGGUCUGGGAUAAUUUUCAUUGUUUACAGGGGUUGGUUACAAGUUGUUGUCAAGGAUUAGGAAAAAGGCUAAGCAAAGGAGAUUAGAUUUAAGGUUCUUGUUUAAAAGAAGAAGAAGAAGAAGAAGAAGAAGAAGAAGAAGAAGAAGAAGAAGAAGAAGAAGAAGAAGAAGAAAAGAAAAAGACAAUUGCUAGUUUUAAAUACUUUACAUUGGAUUGGAUUGUUUUAUAUUGUAUACAAAUUUGAAAUUGAUAUUGUUAGAAAAUGCUAUAUGUAUAUUUCUAAUUGUACUUAUACCGUUCAUUUAACAAUGUAAUGCAAUUUUCUGAUCCUUGAAUGCUAUUUUUUUUUUUUUUUUUUUUUU
This is a messenger RNA of Peromyscus californicus insignis, 2655 nucleotides long. RefSeq names its product T-cell-specific guanine nucleotide triphosphate-binding protein 2-like. The record is from RefSeq and is a predicted model, not a curated record. Gene Ontology annotation, biological process: defense response; cellular response to interferon-beta. Bases 505 to 1797 code for a protein of 430 amino acids. Gene Ontology annotation, cellular component: endoplasmic reticulum membrane. Gene Ontology annotation, molecular function: GTP binding; GTPase activity. Lineage: Eukaryota; Metazoa; Chordata; Mammalia; Rodentia; Cricetidae. The transcript has 2 exons.